Dictyostelium discoideum AX4 is the source of this 4347-nucleotide messenger RNA. RefSeq lists its product as hypothetical. NCBI's taxonomy places the organism in Eukaryota, Evosea, Eumycetozoa, Dictyosteliales, Dictyosteliaceae. Gene Ontology annotation, biological process: mRNA processing; endoplasmic reticulum unfolded protein response. Gene Ontology annotation, molecular function: protein serine/threonine kinase activity; RNA endonuclease activity; protein serine kinase activity. The transcript is spliced from 2 exons. The coding region runs from base 1 to 4347 and encodes 1448 amino acids. The record is from RefSeq and is a predicted model, not a curated record.
AUGAAUUCAUUAUUAAAUAAUUUAAUAAUUGAUUAUGAAUAUGACUUAAUUAAAGUUCAUCAUCAUAUUCAAAAAAAUAUUUUUAUUUUCCCAUUUAAAAAACAACAUUAUCAUUCAACUGUACUUGAAUGUUUAAUUAAUUUAUGUAGUAAAUUAAAAUAUGACGAAAAUGAAAAUUUAAAUUCAUUAGAUCAAUUUAAAAUAAUUUUUUAUAAUGAAAGUAAAUUUUUAAAUAAAAAUUUAAAAGAAUAUUUAGAAAUUUUAAAAAAUUCAAAAGAAAUUAAUAAACAUGUAAUUUGUGAUUAUUUUGAAAAAGAUAAUAAUGGUAGCGAAGAAAAGAAUCAAAAUUCAUCAAUUGUUUUUAAUUUUUUAAAUUGUUUUAAAGAUUAUUUAUCAAUGGAUAUUAUUGAAUUUAUUGUUAGAGGUAUUUCAUUUCAAGUACGUAGUUAUUGUAAUCUUAUUAAACCAAUCGAGCAAUGGAAACAAAAAACCUAUCAACAAAGAUAUCAACAAUUCAAGAAAGCAUUGCAUUUAAAUAAUGAAGUUUAUAAAAGAAUCGUUUGUAAUGGCGUUUGGAAAUCGGAGAAAUUAGAUUACAUUUAUCGUUAUAAAAGUGACCAGUUAUCAUUGGUUGGUAUAAUUGAAAGUGAUUGCUCAGAUUUAUUCAUUUCAACAUUAUUAAUCGAUUCAAAUAGUUAUGAACAAUUGGAGAAUGUUUGGAGAUUAAUUUGUAAUUUUGAUUCAUUUUCAAUUGCUUCCAAAUUUUUAAUUGAAUUUUUCAAAUUGGAUAAGGUUAAUAAUAAAUUAAAUUUUUCAAUUCAUCCAUCAUCAGAUGCAAAUGAAAAUUAUAAAAGAACUAAAACAUCAACCAAUUCAAAUUUAUCGAUUGAUCUCGUUAGAUUAUUAGAGUUUACAACUACAAACUUUAGUAUCAAUGUUGCAAAACUUUUAAUUUCAAAAUUCCCAACAUUUAUAACUUCAAUACCAUCAAGAAAUAGUUUAUGGGGUAUUGAAUCAAGAUCUUCGCUAAAUCCAAUUGAAAAUCAUUUUAGAAUUUUAAAUUGUUCUUUUGAUUUUAAUAAUCAUCAAAUUCCAAUUGAUAAACAAAAAGAUUAUAUUAAUUUAUUUACAAAAAAUUUAAUUCAUUUUAAUACUGAAAUUAAUGAAAUUGAAGAUUUAAUUUUAAAAGAACGAUAUCAUAUAUCAAUUAGAUCAAUUAAUAAUAAUAAUCAUGAUGAUGAUGAUUAUGAUGAUUAUGAUGAUGAUGAUGAUCAUCAUUCUGGUUGUAACAAUAAUAAUAAUAAUAAUAAUGAUGGUGAUCAUAAUGAAGAUGAAAAUAGUAUUAAAGAAGAAAGUUUAAUAGAAUUUUCAAAUUAUAAAGUUGAUUCAAUGAUUUCAAGAUUAUUAAAAUAUAAUGCACCGUCAACAACUAUUAUUGCUUUAUUAUCAAAUUUAGUUUGUAAUCAUAUGGGUGUUUCUCAAAGAAUUUUAAUACUUUCAACAUUAAUUGAAGAAAUUCAAAUGAUAGAAUCAUUAUUAGUUCAAAAUGAUAGUUUUAAAACUUUUAUGCUUUGCGAAUCAAUGGUUUCAACACCAAAUAGAUGGAGUAAACAAAGUAUUCCAUUGGUUUUCUUUGCUUAUAUUGGUAGUGAUAUUUUAAAUUUAAAAGAACGUCCAAUGUUUUAUAAAUUCUUUGAUUUAAAUCCAAGAUUAUUAUUAUCAAUCAUACCAGUACCAUUAAUUUUUAAAACUUUUUUAAGUUGUUCAGAUAUAAUUAGAAAUAAUUUUGAAGAUGAUUUAAUUAAUUUUGAAGAUGAUGAUUCAAGUAGUGUUAAUUUCUUUGGUUUCACUUCAAACUUUUCAAAUUCUGAUCAAGAUUAUUUGUCGGCUUUAGAAACUUGUUUUGAAAAUUCAAAUGUUUUCAAUGAUCAACAAUUAAAACAAAUGGCAAGAAAGCUAUUAACUUUUUCAAAGAGAGAAAAUCAAUCUAGAAUCGCUGAAUCUGAACUAUUGGAAGAGUUGGAACUUGAAGAAAAAAGAAAGAAACAAAAACAACAAGAAAAAAUUAAAAAAAGAUUAAAAAGAGAGAAAAGAUUAAAAGAAAAACAAGACUUACUCUUAAUUAAACUUGAAAAACAAAAAGAAAAACAACUUGAAGAACAAAUGAAAAAAAGAGAAAAGAAACUACAAAAAUUGGAAAGAAAAAGAUUAUAUAAAAAACUUCAAGAUGAUGAAAAACAAAAAUUAAUUGAAAAACAAAAACAAAAAGAAAAAGAAAAAGAAUUAUCAAAACAAAAAGAAAAAGAAUUUGAAUUAUUAAAACAAAAAGAAAUUGAUGAAAUUAAACAAAAAAGUAUUCAAGAAAUUGAUGAAAUUAAUAAAAAUAUUCAACAAAAUCAAUUAAAAAUUGAUGAAAUUAAUAAAAAAUUAGAAAUUAAAGAAAUUCAAAAUUUUCAAUUACCAUUAUUAAAUCAACAACAACAACAACCACCACCACUUCAAUUAUUAAAACAACAGCAACAACAACCAUCAUCAUCAUUAACUAUUCAAUUAGAAUCAAUAACACCAAUUUUAGAACCAAAAAAUGAUAAUGUAGUUUUAUUAAAAUCAUCAAUUGAAACUCCAAUUGAUUCUGUAAAGAAAAUUCAAUCAAUUAUUGAAAUUCAAUUAGAAGAAGAAAAUCAAAAGAAAAAAGAAAUGGAAACAAUUGAUGAAUAUGAAGAGAUUAAUAUUAAUAAAAAACAAAUUAAUAGUAAUAUGAAAUGGGGUGGAAUUGGUGAACCAUCUUGGAUUUCUGUUAAAAAGGAUAAUAAAAAAUCAAAAUCAACAAUAACAACAUCAACAACACCAACAACAACAACACCAGCAAAAGUAAUUACAUCACAAUUCAAAAAUGAACAAACUAAAAAAUUAAUAAUUGAAAAUAAUAAAAAACAAAAUUUAAUCAAUGAUAAUAAUAAUAAUAAUAAUAAUAAUAAUAAUAAUAAUAAUAAUAAUAAUAAUAAUAAUAAUAAUAAUAAAUUAAAUAAUAUAAUUCAAGAUGAAGAUUUUGUAUCAAUUGGUAAAUUUAAAUUUAAUAGAAAUGAAUCAAAUAUAUUAGGUAGAGGUUCAAAUGGUACAUUAGUAUUUAAAGGUUUAUGGAGUGAUAAAAUACCAGUUGCAAUUAAACAAAUGCAAAAAGCAUUCAAUCCACUUAUCAAUAAAGAAGUUGAAGCAUUAAUUUCAUUAACAAGUAAAAAUUGUUCAAAUAUGAUUAGAUAUAUUGAUAAAGAGGAAGAUAAACUUCAUGUAUAUUUAGGUUUAACAUUAUGUGAUGGAUCAUUACAGAAUUUAGUUGAAAGUGGUAAAUUAAAUGAUUUUGUUAUUUCAUCAAACAAAUCAAUUAUUGAACUUGCAAAAGAUAUUCUCUUUGGUAUUCAAUUCCUUCAUUCUCAUGAUAUUGUUCAUAAUGAUUUAAAUCCACGUAAUAUUUUAACAUUAAUUGGUAAAACUAGUAAUAAUAAUAAUAGUUCAAAUAACUCAUUCAUUAUAUCAGAUCUUGGAUUAAGUAAAAUGGAAGUUGAAUCAUCAUAUUCAUUUACAAGUAAUAUACCAACAGGUCAAGGUGGUUAUCAUCCAUUUGAAGUAUUACAAAGUAAAAGAAUGACAAAAUCUGUCGAUAUAUUUUCAUUGGGUUGUAUUUUAUUUUAUCUUUUAACAAAUGGUCAACAUCCAUUUGGUAAUGAUAAAUUAUUUCGUAUAGUUAAUAUAAUUUCAAAUAAAAUGAAUCUAACUCCAUUGAAUUCAAAUCAAUUGGCUUGUACUUUAAUUAAAUCAAUGAUUUCAAAAGAUGAAUCAAUUAGACCAACCAUCCAAAAUGUUUUAAAUCAUCCAUUGUUUUGGAAUUUAGAAAAGAAAAUACAAUUCAUUGAUGCAGCUUUAAAUUUAAUUAAAGAACCUUCAAACUCAAGUUACAAUUCAAAGUUAACAAAACAAUUAAAUCAUUGUGAUGAUAAUGAUGAACCAUUUUUAAAUGAUUCUUGGAAUCAUUUAAUUGAUGUAACCAAUCUUUUAACACCAACAAAAGGUUCAAAAAUAACCAUUUCAUAUCAAUAUGAUAAAGUUAGAGAUUUAAUUAGAUUCAUUAGAAAUACAAUUGCUCAUCAUAAAGAAAUUAAAAGAGCAAUCAUUCAACAAUUUCAAAAUCAACAAUCACGUCCAAAUUUAGAAGUUUUAGAGUAUUUAUCAAGUCAAGAUUCUAUCUUAUUAUAUUUUGAAUCAAAAAUUCCAAAUUUAAUUCAUCAUAUUUAUCAACAAUUAAAACAAUAUUCUUUAACUAUUGAUUAUUUAUUUAAUUUUUAUAAUUAA